Molecule: messenger RNA, 2511 nt
Organism: Macrosiphum euphorbiae (potato aphid)
Lineage: Eukaryota; Metazoa; Arthropoda; Insecta; Hemiptera; Aphididae
Source: the annotation of a GenBank genome assembly
AUGGAUUACUCACUGAGACUUAAUGUACCCUCUGAUAUAGUCCCUGAUCCUUCUCCUAUAUUGAGGGUAGCAGAUUCAAUAGCGUUUCCUCCAAUUGGCUCAGUAUAUUCGAAUCUUCGUUCGCUACCUUCAAAUAGGGAUACCGCCUUUAAGCUGGGGUGUAGUACACAAUCUUAUACAUCGUGGAAUGUAUCCUCUCGCUCAUUUGUAUCUGCAAUCUGUUACAAAGGUCUCGAUGUAGAAGCCUCUGAAAUACCAAUUCCGACCUCUGUUUGUUCAACUGGUCCUGAUGUAAAUGUUAGAGCUAGCUGCAGUGUUCAAACACAAAAGCAAACAUCACCAAUAGUAAAUUCCUCUACCACUGCACCACCAGCCAAACUGUCUACUUGGUAUUCUGAUACCUUGCCUGUACGAGUUGUGGAUACUCAGUCUAUUAAACCUGACUACGAACGUAACAUUCCAAUGCCAUAUAGUCCCUUAUUCAAAAGUAUGGAAAAUAUUCUUGCAGACCCCACUUUCCUCGUAGACGACGAAGACGAAGACGGCAAACCUAUAUAUAACGAGCGUUUAAAGCCAAUCUUAUCUCUCACGGAAUAUCUCCAGCCCAUAAAGUCUGAAAUAGAAAUUAUGUUUGAAGUUGCCCCCCUCGUAAGGCUAGGUUGCAUGUCGCUAUCAAUCUCAAAACAGUGUUACGAGACUGAGAUAAUAACUCGUCGCAUAAUAAGAGGGUUUGAACAAACUGAAUACUUGGGAUGUGAAAUAACACAGGAAACAAGGCGUACACCUGUUUCAAACAUAUUGGCAUGCACCUUAAAAGAGUUUACCGAAAUGUCCCAAAAAAAAUCAAUGGAUCCCGAUAACAUCUUUCAGGAUAACAAAUGGGAUGGGGAAUGGACAGCGGUACCAAUAAGCAAUCAGUUUGUUAAAAAUAGAUCUGCUGUGCCAUACAUUGGUAGCUUCCUGACAAGUGAAUUUUAUAACGGAAAGGUUAACCAUGUAUAUCGUGGAUAUUAUUCAAAUGCAGAAGGAACAAGAAAGACAGAGGCAAUUAUACGGACGAUUCCCUCAGCAAACAGCGUCUACAUUGGUGGGCCUAAAAAUAUAAUGCUGGUCUUAGUUGACGAAUUAAAUUCCUCUAAUAGAUCCAAUGUCAAACUCUUUAAUUUCAACGUUCCCAUUUAUACUGGUGCAGCUCAAGUUAAACCAGUCCAGUUUGGUCAGAUAUGGGAUGCUUGGUGGUGCAACAAUAAUCUGCUCUAUAUCGAAAGGGAUGUGCAGUUCGCCAUGGAUGAAGUUGAAAAACACCUUGCUGUGAAAAACGCUGCAAACAUAGCAACAUCGAUGCUGGCUGAGUUGUACUCUGCAGCUUACCUUGGUAUUGCCGUAGAGCCGAACCAAGAAAGUAUGACUUAUAACUGGCAAGUACCAGUCAGUGGUGGAUGGAGUCUGUAUCCUAAUGACAAAAUUUCUUCGGGUUCUAGUGCAAAGCUAAACUUUUGGUCGACGGCUGAUGGAGAUGACCAUAUAGCCGCACGACGCCGUAUUACAGGCUACAACUUCUCUGCGUUGACUUCCUGGCAUAGACCAUCAACCGGGGUGGUUAAUACUGAGUCACAAUCGUCAAUAUUUCCAAACACUGGACAAAUGCGGGUUUGGUCAACAACUGUACCAGUUCGCUAUUUACCAGGAUAUUCUAUCACAACGCUUAAUUCUGUAAUAAGAAUCUGUUUUUACGUAAAACUGUUGUUGGCACACAAGACAAUAGUGAAUAACAACUAUAUAGGAUCAUAUGUACACUUGCUUUCUAUGGUAAUGGGGGCCCAGACCUCACUGAUAUUCUCCCAGACCAACCUGUCCUUAUCAGUUUGGAGUGGGUAUUCAGUAGACAUGUUACACUAUGGUAUGAUGGAAAAAGUAUUGAAGGUUGCAACUCUGGGAAUAUCGAUUUAUUCAGACCAAGUGGCCAUCGUCAAAAAGUAUGGCAAGGAUGCAAUCAUUGAGUAUUAUGCCAUGGAUCCGUUUGAAAAUGUGAAUUGGUACUCUUAUACUCCUUACCCACACUUCCUCGUUCAGCAGUGGUCAUCUAAAAUUAACACGCUGAUUGGGAAUGACGACAACAGUUUAGAUUACUUUACAUCCCAUGAUGAUAAUGAGAACAUAUUGGGGAUCUUGCUUUCUAAAGAUACAUUGCAAUAUCGGUCAAAGUUAGCUUGCACCAUAAACACCGAUCAAUAUUUUCCUAUGGUUGUAUAUCCGCCGAAGAAUAUGAUGGCAUGGGUGGAUAACUGGUCUUACCUCUCGGAAAUCUCGGUGAACAUUUAUGCUGAUGUGAACAAGUCCAACUUGGCUUCAAACGAACUAGUACUGCCCAUGGUUUGCAAUGGACACAGUUCAAGGCCCGAGAUCUUUUCAUACAUUGUAGGGUCAUCCUAUGUGUACCGGGAUCCCAAAUUUCGAGAUACAGACUUCUCAGACAUAAAAUGGCACAAGCCCAAUGACCGUCUAUUAUAA